Messenger RNA from Peronospora matthiolae, 942 nucleotides. Lineage: Eukaryota; Oomycota; Peronosporomycetes; Peronosporales; Peronosporaceae. The record is from the annotation of a GenBank genome assembly.
AUGGCUAGUUUGGUUUCUCCUAUAGCUCAGUUGGUAGAGCGUGCGGCUGUUAACCUCAAGGUCGCUGGUUCAAACCCAGCUGGGAGAGCUCCUUUGCACCACGCGCUGUCCAGCCUCAUAUUGAGCAGCAUCUCGUGCACGACGUCGCUUCUACUGUCAUUAAACCUGAUGCACCGAUGCUCCGUUAUCGACGCCAUCACACACCACCUUAUGGGUCCGUUGGGAGGGGGUGCGCGGGGGGCCUUUCUGGGCGGGGGGCGGGCCCCACCCGGUCUUGGUGACAACAUCUUGGUUUCGUUCUUUCUCUGGUGCCAGGUGAGCUACUUUGUCGCUAUUGUCGCCGUUGUCAAAAGACAGGCUAACGAACUCGAGUGUAAGCUCAAGCAAUCGGAUACUGCCUGUGAUGUGGAGUCGGCUGUCAGUGUAAGUGCUGGUCGUAUCCGAUCAUCAUCAGGAAAAUAUCCUGUCAUGAGGGUACACGUGUGGCUACUCCCGACGUCGCGAGCAAGUUGCGAUGCAGAUAUGAACAGAACCUGGAAGGACAUUCAGGCACAGCGCAAUCUGACGGACAAGACGGCGCCUCAGUUGGUAGAGCGUGUGGCUGUUAACCUCAAGGUCGCUGGUUCAAACCCAGCUGGGAGAGAUCCUUUGCACCACGCGCUGUCCAGCCUCAUAUUGAGCAGCAUCUCGUGCACGACGUCGCUUCUGCUGUCAUUAGAUGCACCGAUUCUCCGUUAUCGACGCCAUCACCACCGUAUUGGACCGUUCGAAUGCGAUGCACGUUGCAACAUUCUGAUUGAUGGUCGAGUCCCACCCCGAAGACAGGCUAACGAACUCGAGUGUGAGCUCAAGCAAUCGGAUGCUGCCUGUGACCCGGUGUCAGCUGUCAGUGUGAGUGCUGGUCGUAUCCGAUCAUCAUCAGGAAAAUAUCCUGUCAUGUAA